AUGCUUUUUGCCUGCUAUACCUCCGCCUCCUCCGAGCUGAUGUUUCUGGUCUCACACUGGCGGGUCGACGCACUGGGGGUCCUCAUGCUACUUGAUCGACUCUUCGCUCUGUUGUCGAGCUCUCCAGACGUUCAAUCGAUCGUCUGGCGCAACGAUGUCGCUCAAAUCUCUCCCUCCUUGGAGGAUGCGGGUGCUUCGGUGGGGACCGGUCCCGAAAUGGAGAAAUAUGCCCAGGAUUUCAUCGCCCAUCACCAUCAAGUUGCCUUGAAUACCGGCGGCUUGCCAUAUCGAGGAGACGAGAAGACCCCCCGAACAAUCCCUCACAGCACGGCAUCGUCUUCUCAGAGUCAAGCACCACUGCUUUGAUCGACGCGUGUAAGAAGCGCCAUAUCAGUGUCACAGCAGCAGUUCACGCGGCGCUCGCCAACACGGUCUUUUCCCUCGAUCCCGUCAAAGGGAGACCACAGUAUGCAGCAGUCAUGUCUGUCAAUAUCCGACCCUACCUUCCCGCUCCCUAUCACACCAAGUCACAUGCUUGUCAGACAUAUGUAGCUGGAAUGACACCCGCGGUAGAUCGGGAGAGUACCUUUGCAGAGAAGACGCAGACAUUAACUGAAUUUUAUCGCAAUGCUUACAGUAAUAAGUUCAUGCAGGCCUUGCGCUUGAUUUCAGGCACUCAUGUCAAGACCCUGUUCGCUCCCCGUCUGGCCGUUGACCCAGAAGUGCCCCCCCAAGCCACCCAGCAGCGUUUCUCUCAGCAGUCUGGGUAUCAUCGAAAAGCAACUUGCAGGUGAGUAUGGAGAUAGCACAGGGGUCAAAAUCAAGAUUACAAACUUCAAAUUCGGUGUCACAAUGAUGACGAGACAGCUGUUACUUUACCUGUGGACUUUUAAGGGGCAAUUGAAUCUGUCAGUGAACUACAACGACGCAUAUCAUGACACUGCAUCAGCGGAUGACUUUUUGGCGCGGAUAUGUCAAGUCCGCGAGCAAGAAUUGGGGUUGGAGCUUGUUCAUGGUCAUCAGUGUUGA
Molecule: messenger RNA, 1029 nt
Organism: Hymenoscyphus albidus
Lineage: Eukaryota; Fungi; Ascomycota; Leotiomycetes; Helotiales; Helotiaceae
Source: the annotation of a GenBank genome assembly